CCCGAACAGUCGUGUCUCCUCUUUGUGUCUAUUGCCAACAGGCACCUGUUCUGGAGGGAUGCCUCCCAACAGACACCUCUUCUUCAUACCUCUUUCAGAUGUAUAUAUACUUGAAAAUCAAUAGAAAGAGGACUGCUGGUCCAUUCACUUUCAUUCAAUCUUGUUUUACUUUUAACACGUUAUGAGCACGACUCUCCGGCUAGAGCGAUUCGAUUUCAACGGACUUGGCCUUCAUCGCGACGAUGUCCGUCGCCGCCGCUCCAGCGGCAAGUGCACAACCUUUGCCGUUUCCAGUGUAGAGGGUGGAACCAGCGCCGCUGCAGCAUCCGACCCUAGCGGUUGUCGGGGCCGAUGGUAGCGCUCGUCCUGGGCGACGCCAUCGCGCCGCCGAGCCUGCCGUCCCUGACACCGGCCACCCCUCAGCCUUUGCCACGUGCGGAGGUUCACCGCCGCUGGCCCUCGGCGUUCCGCUCACCAGCCCUCCGUCGAGCAGCCGCGCCGCACGCGUGGCGACUUGGAGCCCAGCCGUCCCCGGGCUCGCAAACGGCGCCUCCAACAGCGCCGCGCCGGGCACCCUGUUCCCUGGAGAAUCCUCAGACGAGGACGAGCGUGUCGGGAGCGCCCGUGCCCGCAGCCGGCCCGGCUCCUCGCGGCAGUGCGGCCGCCUCAGGUGGUGGUGGAGACCAGCAAUUGGCUCGAGGCCGCGGCGACACAUCGAUGUGAAGACAGAGCCCGAGGAGAGGAGACGACCAUCGCGGCCCUGGCUCCACUCGCUCUGGCUCCGCCCACAACCUCAUCGGCGCUGGUUGCGCCGGCCGCGUCCCCGGCUCCAUCACGCUCGCCCGAGGCUCGCCGUCUCCUACUGGCCGAUUCACGGGGACGGGCCGUACCAUCCUCCUCCGGCCACUCCAUCACCGGAAGCGGAGGUCAUCGAGGCGAGGCAGCCGUUGAGUAGCCGCUCCGGCCGUACUGGCACAUGGAGCCCAGCCGUGCUUGGACUCGCCGACGGCACCUCCGACAGCGCCUCCAACGGUGUCGCGCCCGGCACCCACCUCCCGGCGGCUACUCCGACGAGGAAGAGCGUGGAGGCCUGGAGGGUGCUCCUCCCGGCGCUGAUGCAGCCGAGCGACCAUGGGAGCCUUCGCCUGUGAGUCACGGGAUUAAGGAUUGAUUCCUGGGUCGCUCCUGGUUUCUCUCCUUAUCCGUUCGGCUUCGGCAGCACAGGCUGUGUACUCCAUCGUACUUGCCUAAGUACUCUUGUACAGUGGUACUACUUAUUACUAAUAGUAUCUGCUUUGUAGCACGUAUCCAUCGGCACCUAGCAGAUUAAUCAUAGUACUAGUACAGCUUUAGUACUUUCAUGUUUUUAUACCCUAUAAAUUCAGGAUUCCUGAGAUAGGUCCAACUA
This is a messenger RNA of Hordeum vulgare subsp. vulgare (domesticated barley), 1408 nucleotides long. RefSeq names its product translation initiation factor IF-2-like. Bases 352 to 723 code for a protein of 123 amino acids. Lineage: Eukaryota; Viridiplantae; Streptophyta; Magnoliopsida; Poales; Poaceae. The transcript has a single exon. The record is from RefSeq and is a predicted model, not a curated record.